Messenger RNA from Penicillium argentinense, 1017 nucleotides. RefSeq lists its product as uncharacterized. The transcript has a single exon. The record is from RefSeq and is a predicted model, not a curated record. The coding region runs from base 1 to 1017 and encodes 338 amino acids. Lineage: Eukaryota; Fungi; Ascomycota; Eurotiomycetes; Eurotiales; Aspergillaceae.
AUGGAUGUCAUGGAUAUGAUCAUCCACCUCGUCGAGAGGCAAGGCAGUCCGACGGAUAUCAACGGUGGUCAUAGUGAUGAUGCAAAAUCAAGCGCUGGCACUCGACCUGGACAGACAGAAGACGGACAGUGGAAUGGACCAGUAACCACUUCCUCCUCGACGACAGUACCCGCACCACCUGGGGCCAACGCUACAGAAAGUAGCACACCAAGCAUAACCACAUCAACAUCAGAACAAACUAUAAGUGAGCAGCCUCAAUACACGCCGCCCACACCCUCCGAGUUCCAAACCACCAACACUCAGCUCGAGUCGACGCAGCCGCUUACGAAGACAACAGCAUCAGCAACGACACCAGUCACAACCACUGAGGCAACAAGUGCCGCGACAUCAAGCACCGACUCAGAUGCCGGCGCCUCCAGCAGCAACCUGACUUCGACUUCCACUCAAACAAAAUUGGCCAUUGCUUUGCCGAUCGCCAUCGUCGGCCUGGUCGUAAUCAUAGUUCUAAUCUUCUUCUUCCUGAGACGUCGCAGACGUCAGAAUACCCCGCCCGCAUACGAUAUCGCAACCAGCCAACGAACUGCAGUCUCAACCUCAGAGUUAAUGUCCGUCCCCAAACUAGCCACUCCUGAGCCAGCAGCAUCAAGUGCACGCCAGCUUCCGGUAUUUGAUGUGUCCCAAAACCACACUCGUGAACCCAGUCCCGGAUCAACUGUCAGGAUGAAUGACUCCCACACAGAACUCGGACUCGCUGUCACUGCUCCUGGAGAUCAGAGGCAUAGCGGAUCAGAGCAUGAUCUGCAUCGGUUCGGUGGAACGGCGUCUAGGACUUCUGGUACCCCUCGCAUGCCCUUCGAGACUCGACAUGGCGACGACGAUGAUGAUGUCUCAGUCGUUUCAGAUAUGAAUGAGCGGCGGGGCCGUGAGCAUGACUUUGAUGAUAUGUCCUCUGUCUCGUCCUUUGAUGAAGACGAGCCGAGGACGGAUGAGCAUGAAAAUCAACGUGGGCGAAGCUGA